Messenger RNA from Branchiostoma floridae (Florida lancelet), 4818 nucleotides. RefSeq names its product bifunctional UDP-N-acetylglucosamine 2-epimerase/N-acetylmannosamine kinase-like. The coding region runs from base 49 to 2379 and encodes 776 amino acids. Gene Ontology annotation, biological process: UDP-N-acetylglucosamine metabolic process. The transcript has 11 exons. Gene Ontology annotation, molecular function: UDP-N-acetylglucosamine 2-epimerase activity; N-acylmannosamine kinase activity; hydrolase activity, hydrolyzing O-glycosyl compounds. The record is from RefSeq and is a predicted model, not a curated record. Lineage: Eukaryota; Metazoa; Chordata; Leptocardii; Amphioxiformes; Branchiostomatidae.
GGUAUGUGUUCGAAUUUUCUUCCACGUUUCAGUUAUUCUAGGUAGAAGAUGAAUACUGCAGGUGUGGCACCUGAUGGGCAACAUGGUCAAGAUCACCUGGGCCAAAAACGGGAUCCACACGACCUUGCGAGCAGACGACAGUACCGGUCACUCCAAGCCAGAGCCAGGAACAAGAUGCUGUCAGGAGUACCAGACAUGGACACGGAGGGGCUGAAUGUGAAGAACAGGAAGAUGAGGGUUUGUGUAGCGACGUGUAACCGUGCCGACUACUCGAAGCUGGCGCCGGUCAUGUUCGCCCUGAGAGACGACCCUGAUAUGGAGCUGCAGGUGGUGGUGAUGGGCAGCCAUCUGAUCGAUGAUUAUGGCUCCACCUAUCGAAUGAUCCAGCAGGAUGAGUUUGAAGUGGACGGAUACCUGCACACCAUCGUGAGGGGCGAGGACGAGGCAUCCAUGGCGGAAUCUGUCGGUCUGGCGCUCGUCAAACUCCCCGACGUGCUGGUCAGACUAAAACCCGACCUUCUCAUCGUUCACGGCGACCGUUUCGACGCCCUGUCGUUGGCCACGUGCGCCGCUCUCAUGAACGUUCGAAUACUCCACAUCGAGGGCGGCGAGGUGAGCGGGACCAUUGACGACUCCAUCCGUCACUCCAUCACCAAACUGUCGCACUACCACGCCUGCUGCACCGACCGCGCCCGCAGACGCCUCCUGUCCAUGUGCGAGGACAACGACCACAUCCUGCUGGCCGGCUGCCCGACCUACGACAAACUCUUGUCCUGCAAUGCCAAGAACUACGACAACGUGCUGUCCAAGUGGGUGGGGGAGGGAGUCAAACCAAAGGACUUCAUCGUCGCCCUACAACAUCCUGUCACAACUGACAUUAAGGGAUCCCUCAAAAUGUUUGACUUGAUGUUAGAUGCGCUGCUGGAAUUUAACGUCAAAACACUCGUCUUAUUCCCCAACAUUGAUGCAGGAAGCAAAGAGAUGACCCGUAUGAUCCGUCUUCGAGGGCUGGAGCACCAUCCGAACUUCAGCCUGGCCAAGCACAUUCCCUACGAUCAGUUCAUCAUCUUACUGGCCAACACUGGCUGUCUGAUCGGGAACAGCAGCGCGGGGAUUCGUGAGGCAGGAGCAUUCGGGACACCAGUCAUCAACCUGGGCAACAGGCAGAUAGGCAGGGAAGCAGGGGAGAAUGUGCUACAUGUGAGGGAUGCAGACACAAAGGGCAAGAUUUUACAUGCGGUCAACCUUCAGUACCAGAAACAGUUUCCAUGCUCCUACAUCUACGGAGAUGGCCAUGCCGUGCAGCGCAUCAUGAAGUUCAUCCAUAAGAUCAGGAACGACCUUGAAAAGCCCAUCCAGAAGUCCUUCAUCUUCCCUCCCAUGAAGGACACGGUGUCCCAGGACAUCGACCACAUCCUGGAGACCCAGAGUGCCCUGGCCGUGGACCUGGGGGGCACCAACCUCAGGGUGGCCAUCAUCAGUCAGCAGGGUGAGGUCCUACACAAGAUGUCGGAGCUGACCCCGCCCACGUACGAGCAGCGUAUGGACCUGCUGGUGCGUAUGCUGGUGGAGGCCACCUCCAAGGCUGUGGAACUCAGCUGUCGCAUCCUGGGCAUAGGUAUCAGUACAGGUGGAAGAGUCAAUCCUCAUGAAGGGAUGGUGCUGCACUCCACCAAGAUCCUGGAGGAAUGGAGCUCCAUCGACCUGCGCACCCCCAUAUCCAGCAAGUUGCACCUUCCAGUGUGGGUGGACAAUGAUGGAAACUGUGCUGCACUGGGAGAGAAGAAGUUUGGGAAGGGGAAGGGGUCUGAGGACUUCAUCACACUGAUUGUGGGCACUGGCAUUGGAGGAGGGAUUGUCCUGAACAAUGAGCUGGUCCACGGUGCUAACUUCUGUGCAGCAGAGUUGGGGCACAUCAGUGUGUCCAUGGACGGCCCAGACUGCAUGUGUGGCAGCUCUGGCUGUGUGGAGAGUUACGCCUCAGGAAUCGCUCUUCAACGGGAGGCCAAAAAACUGCAUGAUGCUGAUGAGCUUCUUGUUCCUGGUGUGCACCUGAGAGAAGGUGAGGAGGUGACAGGUAAACAUGUCAUCCAGGCGGCACAACUUGGCAACAAGAAGGCAGAGAAAGUUGUGGAGACAGCAUGUGAAGCUCUGGGGUUAGCUGUCUGCACUUUGCUGCACACAGUAAACCCCUCGCACAUCAUCCUGUGUGGGCACCUGGCGCCCCACUAUGUGGAUGGAGUCCGUGAGGUCAUACAGAGGAGGGCUCUCCCGUCAGCUGCCAACAGUAUACAGAUCAUGGUGUCGGACCUCGAGGAACCUGCGCUGCUCGGAGCAGCCAGCAUCGUGUUAGAGUACGCCACCAGAAGAAUAUAUUAGAUGUAUUACACUUCUCAUAGGAAAGAUAUUGGGACAAUGACCACUUCUUUGUAAGUUGCAGUGUAUAGUCUAAAAUGUGGCAGGACUUCUAGUACUUUAAAUGAUGUUCUUGUGCAUUGUGUCAAGAAAUACAAUGAAAAUGUAGUUAAUGUUGGGAUACUAAGUAUGUGUCAAAAGGGUUGCUACUUCUCAUACUAGUAUUCUUUGAAGGCACAUGUUGCCACUGCCUACACAUUUUAAGGCUAUUGUAAAUAUGUUUUCUCUGUUCCCUCUCAAAUAUACUUCUGAAUACAAAUCAAGAUAUCAAUAUAUAACAUAUAGAAAAUAUGCAACAGAACAACAAUGUUUACAGCAAUGGAAAAGAAUGGCAGUAAAGUGUUGAAAGGUAAUAUGUUGCUGAAAGGUAAUAUGUUUCCACAAGCCAUGUAUGGUUUAGGAUAACAUAAUGUGUGAUUUUGCUUUGGGAGUGUAUGUAUUUUAAUUGAAAUGUAAUCAUUACAUUUUAAUUUGAUAUUUGUUUAAAAUAUGAUUAUGGCAAUGAGAUUAAUGGAUUUGUUUUAAUAGCAAAGUGUACUUAUUGCUUUUAGGUAUUAUUUUAUCUGUGUAGUUAUCAAAUAUUUUAUUAGAGAUUUGCAGGAUUUCAUCGUGUAGUAGAAUGAGAUGGGCUUGAAAUGUCAAUCUUUUGUUUUUGCAGCAAGCCAGAGCAUGUUUCCUGUGACAUGUGACUUUUACAUGUAGAAUAUUUGUACACAGCCAAAUGUCAAUCAGGUGGACACGUUGUCGAACUUUUUUGUGUGAGAUUUUAGUCCCCUAAAACUGAAACAGAGCAGUUUGACCAAUGUGUUAAUUUGCAGCACUGUACUGUGGCAAAGAUUGUGCAAGAAGUGUACUUCCAUGGAGUCAACAAGUUAGCCUUUUGGGUACUUCAUGAAAGAUGUACAUGUGGACUAUUUGUACCUUUUCAAGUAGCCGGUUCAAGACAUUUAUUAGGAAAGCUAGAGAUGUAAAUUUCAGCCAGGAAGAUAUUCAGAUUUUGUCAAAAGGUUGACUUGUGCUUCAGCCACCAUUGUGCUGGUGCCCAUAGUGGGUGUAGCCCUGACCGGGCACCAAAGCCACAAAUUUAACCUGAUGGCCUGCCAGAUACAGCAGGAGUACCUCUCGGUGUUUUCAUGUGUAUGUCACUGCGUCUGUUUGUCACUGGACCCCAGCUUGAUUUUAACUCCAAGUUUUAAAAAUCCGGGGCCCAGCCGGGCCCAAAUAUCCGUAGCCACAGGUCUUCCCAAGGGGCCUUGUCAAAAAUGCCAAAAAACAACCCGUGAGCUGCCAGGCAGGACUAUAAGGCAGGGCACCCUUUCCCAAUUGUGACCAAAGCAUAAGGCCUGCUUGUUUCUCCAAGCUGCUUCAUGUAAAGUGCCAUUUGGCUACCCCAUGAGCUAGCACAUUGCUGGUCUAAAAAUGUAGUACCAGUCCAUGUAUAUUAUUUUAUAUAUAUAUUUUUUUGUUCACUGCCAACCCUCGGACCACUUAAUGUUGUUUAGAACCUUAGAUUUGAAGGGGGUGGAUUACCUCAGUUCUUUCAUUUUGGGGCAUAUGCCUCCUUAUAGAUGGAACAUGUUUGAUAGAUUUGUUUAAGCAAGGACAUUACAUAAGAUGACUGUGGUUUCAAUUUUUGUGAAUCAUAGAAUUGUUUGUAAAAUGUUAUGAUUGCCACCCCAUUACAAUUUUAAAGACUUAGCUACUUGGUCAUUUUAAUGUUUACCAAAGUGUAUUUCAGCCCCCAACUGCCCUGUUUUAGACCAUUUUGAUAUGGUUUAGAAACUGCCAGAAGUAUUCUAGCUGAUACAGUCUACAUUGAUUGUUAGCUUUUCUCCUGUGUUUUGCAUUUAGGCACAGUUGCCCAGAAUAAGGCUUUUUUAUGCUUAUUUCUUUGCUGCUGUAACUUCUAAUUAUUUUGAACAAAGUCAGGUUGUAAUUCGCAACACUAGAAUUGGACUUACCCAAAUUUUCUACUGAUCAACUCCAGUCUUUGUCAAGGAAUGGACAAACCAUUGGGUCCCUAAACAGGCGGAGGCCACCAUAGACUUUCUGCAACUUAUGAUCCACUGCUCACCGAGUCACGUGGCUAUCUACAUAACAUCAUGUCACAGAAGCCUUUCCAUUCCUUGACAAAGACUGGAGUUGAUCAGAUGAAAAUUUUGUCCAGUUCUAGUGUUGAAAUUUACAGUUUAACUUUGUUCAGAAUGACUUCCACCAACACAGAUGGUACUCUUCAAGUACUUAUAAUUAUUAUUAUUCUAGCACAGAUAAGAAAAGAAUUCCUUACUAGGGAAGUUAGAGUGAGGAAAAGUGUAUUUCCCGUGCACAGAGGUUACAGAUUCUUGCAGAUGCUCAAUAUUUCAGAAUACACAGGCAAUAGCUAAUAUUGCUGCUUGUUUGGAA